Molecule: messenger RNA, 4148 nt
Organism: Menidia menidia (Atlantic silverside)
Lineage: Eukaryota; Metazoa; Chordata; Actinopteri; Atheriniformes; Atherinopsidae
Source: the annotation of a GenBank genome assembly
CGAGCUUCUGAGUCAGUGAUGCGCCCGGUUUGUAGUUAAACUCCCGAAUAAACCGAAGAGUGAAGUCGUUUAAAAGAAAGCGUAAACUUUGGAGUUUUUCUACCCGGAUACAGAACACAAUGGACCGCAGUCGGGAUGAGCCUGAAGUCUCAGAGGUUUCGGAGAAGCUGGAGAAGUGUUUAUCCAUGGACGCAGACAGCAAAAUGGAAAAAUACAACAGACUAAUAUCCGAUGGGAAAAGUGUGGCUAAACAAGGGGACAUCCAGAGAGCUCUGGAGCUCUUCAAACUGGCAUACAGCAUUCACCAAACCCCCAAACUGAAGAGCAGGAUACAGAAGAUCGAGGAGCUCCUGGCUCAGAACGACGAGGAGGAGGACGAAGACGACGAGUUUGUCAAUGUGAACAACAGUGGUUUAAUGCUUUAUAGAGAGCUUCACGACAAGCUGUACGACUACCAGCGAGAGGGGGUCUCCUUCCUGUACGGCCUCCACAGAGAUGGGCACAAAGGGGGGAUUCUGGCAGACGACAUGGGGCUCGGGAAGACCAUCCAGAUCAUAUCGUUCCUCUCUGGCAUGUACGACAGCGAGCUGAUAAAACACACUCUGCUCAUCAUGCCAACAUCGCUCAUCACAAACUGGAUCAAGGAGUUUGCCAAAUGGACUCCUGGCAUGAGGGUGAAAGAGUUUCACGGCAUCAGUAAGGCGGAAAGGAGCAGGAGUUUGGAGAAAGUUCAGAGGAGAGGCGGCGUCAUCAUCACCACAUACACCAUGCUGAUGAACAACUGGCAGCAGCUGUCCUCCUACCACGGACAGGAGUUCUGCUGGGACUAUGUGAUCCUGGACGAGGCUCACAAGAUAAAAAACACAUCCACCAAAACAGCCAAGAGUGCCUAUGCCAUCCCGUCCAGGAACCGGAUCCUCCUGACAGGAACUCCGGUCCAGAACAACCUGAGGGAAAUGUGGACUCUCUUUGAUUUUGCUUGCCAAGGUGCUCUCUUGGGGACGGCAAAAACUUUCAAAACAGAGUAUGAGAACCCCAUCACUCGAGCCAGGGAGAAGGACGCCACCCCAGGAGAAAAGGCUCUGGGUUCACGGAUGUCCGAAAACCUCAUGGCCCUAAUAAAACCCUACUUCCUGCGUAGGACAAAGUCUGAAGUCCAGAAAAAGAAGACGAUGGUCAAAGAAGAACCCUCAGGUAAAAAGGACAAAACAGACUCUGGAGCAGUUAUGCCCAAACUGACCCGAAAGAACGACCUGAUUGUCUGGACCUACCUGAGCGCCGUCCAGGAGGACAUUUACAGGCAGUUCAUCGACUUGGACCACAUUAAGGAGCUGCUCAUGACUUCGAGGUCCCCUCUGGCUGAGUUGAACAUCCUGAAAAAGUUGUGCGACCACCCGCGACUCCUUUCUGCCGGGGCAAUAGCAAAGCUGGGGCUUGAGGAAGACGGCCCGCAGGGCGAUGGUAGCGAGGCCAACGCCAACGGCAUCACCAACAUCCCAGACGAUACCCUGAUAUCAGAGUCUGGGAAGCUGGUCUUUCUGCUGGCUCUGCUGGAGAAGCUCAGAGAAGAAGGCCACCGCACGCUGGUGUUUGCGCAUUACAGGAAGGUCCUGGACAUCAUUGAACGCAUCCUUGGCAACAGGGGCUUCAAAGUGCUGAGGCUGGAUGGCACAAUAACACAGCUGGCAGAGAGGGAGCGGCUCAUCUCCCGCUUUCAGGAGGACCGGCGCUACUCCGUCUUCCUCCUCACCACUCAGGUGGGUGGAGUCGGCAUCACCUUGACGGCGGCUGACCGAGUGGUCAUCUACGACCCCAGCUGGAACCCGGCCACCGACGCCCAGGCCGUGGACCGCGCCUACCGCAUCGGCCAGACCCAGAACGUCGUCAUCUACCGGCUGAUCACCUGCGGCACUGUGGAGGAAAAGAUCUACAGGCGGCAGGUCUUCAAAGACUCCCUCAUCAGGCAGAACACCGGCGACAAGAAGAACCCGUUCCGCUACUUCAGCCGGCAGGAGCUGAAGGAGCUCUUCACUCUGGAGGAGCCCAGGUCCUCGUCCACGCAGCUGCAGCUGCAAGCUCUGCACUCCAGACACCGGCGGACCGACCCGGCCCUGGAGCAGCACAUCGCCCAGCUGCACGCCAUGCACAUGUUUGGCAUUUCAGACCACGACCUCCUGUUCUCCCUCGACGUCCACCACGACGAGGCCCCCGAGAACCCGGAGGAGCACAACUACAUCGAAGGGCGGGUCCAGAAGGCUCAGGAGCUGGUGAGGGCCGAGUGCCAGCUGCAGAUGCAGCUGACGGAGAGCAUGGCAGCAAACACAGAGCCGGCCUGGCUGAGACAGCCGCCGGACUCCAGCAGCAGAGAGACGGCACCCGAAAGGAGGCCCAGAAACCCAAGACCCAGUCCUUCACUUCCACAGCCCCACGACGCCAACCGGUCACCUGUCGUGCUGGACCUUGACCAGUCCGGUUCUGGAGAGGACCAGCAGGACACUGGGGCUGGAGUUAUUGACCUGACCUCAGACUCUGAGGACGGGGCAGCUCCUGGCGCCUCUUCUGAGGAGCUGGGGGAUAAAUCUGAGAGGUCUGGGGCUGAAUUAUCCUCUGGACCUGACGGCAGCCCUCUACAGGUUUCAGCCACCCAGCAGCUAAAUGGGACCUCACACUCUGAGGUGGACUUGGACCUGAUCCCAGCCCCUCAGAACAAAGGCGCGUCCAUCCUGCAGCAGUCUGACUCGAACGCCAGAGCAGAGACCUCCAGGACCAGCGUGGACCUGGACUCCUUUAGGGGGAACUUUAACCUGCAGUUGGAGGACAGCGGGGACGAAGUCCUGGAGGACGCCGACACCGAGGAGGAUGAGCAGAAGCUGCUGUCUCAGCUCCAGACCAACGGCAGCUUCAGCAUCCGCCGCUCGCUGUCCGAGAGCCUGCACAGGCCGGGUGGGUCCAGGGACCGGUCCCUGGACAUAGACCAGUCUGUAAACCAUUCCCAGGACCAGUCCAUGGACCAGUCCCUGGAGCACUCCCAAAACCAGUCCGUGGACCAGAACCAGUCCAGGGACCAGGCCCAGGACCAGUCCCUGGACCAUUCCCAGGACCAGUCCCUGGACCAUUCCCAGAACCAGUCCAGGGACCAGGCCCAGAACCAGUCCAGGGACCAUUCCCAGAACCAGUCUAGGGACCAGUCCAUGGGCCAUUCCCAGAACCAGUCUAGGGACCAGUCCAUGGGCCAUUCCCAGAACCAGUCUAGGGACCAGUCCGUGAACCAGUCCAUGAACCAGGACCAGUCCCUGGACCAGUCCGUGGUGGCCACAAAGAAGAGAAAAGCUUUAGUGAUUUACGACAGCGAAGAUGAGGACGAGGAGCCCAUGAACGGCUCUUUCCAGGUGCUCGGAGCCUCUACCCCCAAGUCUGGCUCCACGCCGGUCCGGUCCAGGAGGAGCGUCGGGGGCAACGGCUCAGUGGUCUCCCGCCGCUCGCUGCUCCGGUCCAUCAUCGAGGAUGUGGACGAGCAGGAGCAGGACGAAGGCCGGGGGGGGGAUGGAGAAGACAUGGUCUUCAUGACCUGCAACGAACCUGGACCAGAAGGAAGCAGAGAGACUUCAGAGGAGGAAGGAAGUCGGUCCGAGGAUCCUGAGAAGGAAGAAGACGAAGAAGAAGAGGAAGGAGGAGAAGAAGAAGAGGAAGGAGAAGAAGAAGAAGAGGAGGAGGAAGCGAAUGAAGUCAUUGGUUUGACUCUUGAUGAGCUGCAGCUGGAGGAAACCAUGGGAGAGACUCUGAACACAGAGGGGGAGGGGGAGGAGGAAGAAGAUGAGGGCUCUUCAGUGGAGGAGGUGGAAGCCUCCUCAGUGGAGGAGGAGGCUUCCUCGUCAGAGGGGGAGAAGCUCAGCAAGGGCUCCAGCUUCAGUCUGGAGGAGUCCACCGGGGACCCCGAGCUGGCGUCCGGUGAGAAGAUGGAUCAGUUUACCGCCGCCGAGCCGGAGAGCUACGACUGGCUGGUCAGCCAAGGGAAGGAGUGCUUCAGCCAGUCCAAGCUGGACGCCGCGCUGGACUUCUUCCUGAAAGCCAUCGACAUCAAACCGGGAGACCCCGAAAUCCAGUUCAUGACCAUCCAGCUGUACCGGCAGCUGAGCCAGAGACGGUAG